GCAUCACAAAUAGAAAAUCUCUCUAUGUUCACAAUUGACAAGUCGAAUAAAAAAAAAACGGUACAAGUGGAGAAGAAAAUAAAACAAAGGCAGGGGAGACGAAAGGCCUAAGCGAACGAACAAGCAAGGAAAGAAUCGAAAGUCAAUUUUGGGAAUUUCGAUUUCCGAUUACGUUUUCCUCUGUUUUUAAGGUUUUCGAAGUUUCUUCCUUUACAGUUUGACAUACAUAGCCUUAGCUUACUUUCCCGUCUACCAACAGAAUACACACAUUUCUAUGCAAUACAUCUCAACCAGAAAAGCAUAAUCAACUACCUCCAAACCCUUUAUCAACUUUUCCCCUCUUUCUCUCGGGCACAAUUCAUCGACAGGGGGUAUCCGUAGGUGGCCAGAGUCGGAGGAGAGGGAGCAGGCAUGGCUAAUAAUGCUGCAGCAUGUGUUGAUAGGGCGACCAGUGAUAUGCUGAUUGGUCCAGACUGGGCAUUAAACAUAGAGUUAUGUGACAUUAUUAACAUGGACCCUGGGCAAGCAAAGGAUGCGCUGAAGCUGCUUAAGAAACGGCUAGGGAGUAAAAAUCCCAAAAUACAACUUCUUGCGUUAUUUGUGCUAGAGACACUCAGCAAAAAUUGUGGGGAGAAUCUAUUUCAGCAGAUUGUUGAGCGUGAUAUUUUACAUGAAAUGGUCAAAAUAGUGAAGAAGAAGCCCGACUUAAAUGUGAGAGAAAAGAUAUUAAUCCUAAUAGAUACUUGGCAAGAAGCUUUUGGGGGACCUGGAGGGAGAUAUCCCCAGUAUUAUGCUGCAUACCAUGAACUGCGGACUGCUGGAGUAGAAUUCCCACCCCGAGCAGAGAACAGUGUACCCUUGUUUACUCCACCCCAAUCUCAGCCAGUAGUUCAUUCUGCUCCAAUGUAUGAUAAUGCAGUUGUUGAGGCUUCUCUUCAAUCUGAUGCAUCUGGUCUCAGCUUGGCCGAGAUUCAAAAUGCUCGUGGACUAGCAGAUGUGUUAAUGGAUAUGCUUAAUGCGUUGGAUCCAAAAAGUCCGGAGGGUGUAAAGCAAGAUCUAAUAGUUGACUUUGUCGACCAGUGCAAGUCUUAUCAGAAGCGUGUGAUGAUUCUAGUUAACAGUACAGCAGAUGAAGAGCUUCUAUGCCAGGGGUUGACAUUGAAUGAUGAACUGCAGCAUGUGCUUUGUCGGCAUGAGGACAUAGUGAAAGGAACCCCUAAUGUGGGUGUUGGAGUGACAGAAGCCUCAUUCGCACCUCUUGUGAAUGUCAGCCAUGAGGAUGACGAGUCAGAAGAUGAAUUUGCCCAGCUAGCUCACAGAUCUUCAAAAGACAAUGCACAGGGGCUGUCUAGGAAACCUGGCAAUGGUAAAAAUGAACAGAAUGUUAACCCACUCCUUCCUCCACCCCCUUCGUCAAAAUGGCCAGUUGCUACAGAUGCUGGCUUGGUUGAUUAUCUCAGUGGUGAUGCCUCAAAGCCCUCUGUAGUUCCUUUUAAUUUGGACAACACACAGACAAGCUCUCUAUCUCCGCCCUCGGAUGCAAAGGACUCAACCUCAUCUUCCAAGUUAUCUGGACCACCCAAAUAUGAUGAACCUCUGCAAACUGCAAAGUCUACUGAGAAGCUACCUCCAGCCCCUUGGGAUGUCCAGUCUCCGACCCCGCUACCACCCCCACCUGCGAAAUAUAAUCAGAGACAGCAGUUCUUCGAACAACAACACGGUGUGCCAUCUGGUGCUUCACCUAAUGGUAGUGGAUCAGGACUUUCAUAUGAUGGGUUAAUCGGACGGACACAGUCUCUUUCCCUUAAUCAUGGGAAGACAAAAUCUCAGGACUCGACCACGUCAACAAAAUCAGAGGAUGCCCUCUUCAAAGAGUUGGUCGACUUUGCAAAGACCAAGACCUCAUCUUCGUCUAAACCAGGUGGUAAUAGGUCAUAUUGAACUUUAGUUGGGAGCUCUGGAUUACUCAUUAGUAUUACCUUGCAUGCAUGCAUAUUGGUUCAUCUGGCUUUCGUUGAAUAAAAGUGGAUGGGAGUGGUUGUCUAUGUUAUUUGAUGCAGGUUUUGAUAUGUUUCUGUGGAGUUUAGUUUUUAAGAUUGGUGACACUGGGUUGACUUCCAUUUUUGGUUGCCCAGAUGUUGCCAAAGAGAGGUGUAUUCUUUAUUCGAGAUGGGAGUGCAUGUAUAUUAUAGUGGUUUUGUUCUUAUA
This is a messenger RNA of Macadamia integrifolia, 2208 nucleotides long. Its product is annotated as TOM1-like protein 3. Gene Ontology annotation, biological process: protein transport to vacuole involved in ubiquitin-dependent protein catabolic process via the multivesicular body sorting pathway. Gene Ontology annotation, molecular function: ubiquitin binding; phosphatidylinositol binding. The transcript is spliced from 10 exons. The record is from RefSeq and is a predicted model, not a curated record. The coding region runs from base 412 to 1941 and encodes 509 amino acids. Lineage: Eukaryota; Viridiplantae; Streptophyta; Magnoliopsida; Proteales; Proteaceae.